This is a messenger RNA of Annulohypoxylon maeteangense, 2008 nucleotides long. RefSeq names its product amino acid transporter. Gene Ontology annotation, biological process: transmembrane transport. Bases 307 to 1941 code for a protein of 544 amino acids. Gene Ontology annotation, cellular component: membrane. Gene Ontology annotation, molecular function: transmembrane transporter activity. The transcript is spliced from 3 exons. The record is from RefSeq and is a predicted model, not a curated record. NCBI's taxonomy places the organism in Eukaryota, Fungi, Ascomycota, Sordariomycetes, Xylariales, Hypoxylaceae.
UGAUGAGCACCGAGUAUUCUGAUCUAUACCCUGCGAGAAGCUCGGAGCUCCUUCACAGAACGGCUGACCUGCAGCAAAACCCAGCAGGGGUAGCGCAGUUCUAAUCACCGAAACGCUGCGACAGCACCCUCAGCCACCGAAUCUUGGAAGUAACCUGCUGCUGACACCGAUCGCCUUCUCGAAUUAUUCGUCGAAUUAACUUUAUCUGGUUCGUCCUACCAAUUCUUUGUCUUACCUCAAACACCAAAUUUCCUACCGUUCAUGCUGUGAUCGCCGCACUUCGCAGGUAGUCGAGACUUCGAUAUAAUGGAUAUCACAGGCACGUCGAAGGAAUCCAUCGAGCUGCGCGUCGCUUCGCAGAAUAACGGCGACACGCUCCUCUCCUUCUCCGAGUUCUCGGGUGGUAAUUACCACUCUUCCCGCGAUGACACCACCCUAAGACGGCUCGGGAAACGCCCGCUCCUCAAUCGCAGCUUCGGGUUUAUGUCGAGUUUGGGCCUCUCGUGCACCGUUCUGUUGUCUUGGGAGGGGAUCUUGGUUACGUCCGUGCCUACGUUCCUCAGCGGAGGCUCUGGUGGUGUAAUAUGGGCUUUUCUAAUCGGCUGGGUCGGCGUCACUUCUGUCUACGCGACUGUAGCUGAGCUAGCUUCUAUAGCUCCGACUGCAGGUGGACAAUAUCACUGGGUCGCUAUGAUGGCGCCAGAUUCAUGCGCCAAUUUCCUGUCAUAUUUGACGGCGUGGCUUACGACGCUGGCAUGGCAGGUCAUCGCCAUCACGACUUCAUAUUCCGUCUCCACCAUCAUCCAAGGUAUCAUAGUCUUAGCCCGCCCCAGCUACGAGGCCAUAUCAUGGCAUACGGUCUUGAUCAUGUGGGCCGCGGCGGUGUUUUCGGUAUUGGUUAAUUCGACCACGGGCCGUGCGCUGGCCAAGUUCGAGGGCGCCGUCCUGAUCCUGCAUCUCGCGGGCUUCUUCGGCGUGCUAGUCCCGCUGGUCUAUUUCGCGCCUCAUAACACGCCCGCGCAGGUGUUCACCACGUUCUCCAAUAACGGCCAUUGGCCAACGCAGGCAGUCGCGUUCCUCGUCGGCGUCCCCACCGUCGCGAGCACUCUUACUGGCGCCGACUGCGCGGUCCACAUGUCCGAGGAGGUCCGCCAGGCCAACAUUGUAGUCCCCCGCGCGCUAAUCUACACUAUCUUCAUCAACGGGGCUCUGGGGUUCGCUAUGGUCAUCGCUUUGUUAUUCUGCAUUAGCGACGUACCCGCCGCGGUAGCUGCCGCCGAUACUAUGUUCUACCCGUUCCUCCAUAUCUUCCAGACCGCUGUGAAGUCUACGACUGGUGCCUGCAUCAUGGCCGGCGUGGUGCUGGUCCUUGCGAUCGCGAGCUCUAUCAGUACAUACGCAUCUGCGUCUAGGAUGAUGUGGUCGUUCGCGCGCGACAAGGGACUUCCCUUCGAUAGGUACUUGGUCAAGCUCAACAAAAACUCUCUCCCCGUCUACGCUAUCAUCUGCACCAUGGGCAUCACGGUCGUGAUUUCAUUUAUCGUCCUAGGCUCCUCCGUCGUCCUAUCCGCACUACUCUCUCUUCUUCUCGCCGCUAUCUACUCCUCGUAUCUCCUCGCGUGCAGUUUGCUCCUCUGGCGUAGAUGCACCGGUGCCCUGCAACCCUACAUCGCGGGCGCCGACGAGGACCCGCGAAACGCAGACCAGCUCUUCUGGGGGCCCUGGAAGCUUCCAGAGCCCUUCGGCACGAUUAAUAAUGCUUUCGCAUGUGUAUAUACUGCCUUUUUACUGUUCUGGUCGUUCUGGCCCCAGUCGAGUCACCCCGAUGCAGAGGAGUUGAAUUGGAGUGUGGUGGUGUAUGGGGCUGUUGUCGUGUUCAGCGUCGUUUGGUACGUUGUUAGGGCGAGACAUUAUUUCAAGGGCCCUAUUAGGGAAGUUUAGCUUGGCGGGUGUGGUGUAUUUACCCUUUCUGCACAUAUAAUUAAAUAAUUUGAUAUUUACGUGUAUA